Molecule: messenger RNA, 438 nt
Organism: Adineta steineri
Lineage: Eukaryota; Metazoa; Rotifera; Eurotatoria; Adinetida; Adinetidae
Source: the annotation of a GenBank genome assembly
AUGGGUGUAAUUCUCGAUUGUUUUCGUGGUUCAAAUGCUGAACAAAAUCAUCAGUCAAAUAAUAUAGCUACACCAAAUAUGGAGGCUCGUCGAGAAGCAGCUGCUGAAGCAGCUAAUCGUCGUUUACAACAAAGUGAAACACGUGGUGUUGAUGAAAAUGAAUUACGUCGUAUGAAACAACGUCAAGCUGAACGAGAACGAAUUGAACAACAACACGCAAAAUUACCAAAACAAAAUUCUGAUGAUAAUGGUGGUCUUCGGUAUGUUUCACGUCCAUUUUGGCCAUAUGAAUAUGAACAUCGUUUAAAUCUACCAACCCAUAUGCCAUAUAAUUCGCCGACACGUGAACUAAGUCCAAUACAACUAUCACCUACGACUUUACGUGACAAUUCACAGUAUCCAUCUAUGCGUAUUAUAAGAAACAUUCCACGCAGUUAA